ACUUAUUUUUGCGUCGAAUUUGGAUUUCGGUGACCGACGGAAGCGAUGGCAGACCUCUUGAAGACGAUCUGGGGCUCGGGGCAGUCGCGCGCCUUCAAGGUGGGCUCGUGGGCGGCGGCGGCGGGCCUCGCCGUGGGCUGGUACCUCUACGACAAGAACAAGGAAGCGUCCUUCUCGACGACCGACGCCGACGCAUGGAACAAGGAGAUCCUCGCCAAGAAGCAGGCCAAGGACGCUGCCAAGUAAGACGCGCCCUUGUCAAUAGAGAAAAAA
Saprolegnia parasitica CBS 223.65 is the source of this 273-nucleotide messenger RNA. RefSeq lists its product as hypothetical. Bases 46 to 246 code for a protein of 66 amino acids. The record is from RefSeq and is a predicted model, not a curated record. Lineage: Eukaryota; Oomycota; Saprolegniomycetes; Saprolegniales; Saprolegniaceae. The transcript is spliced from 2 exons.